Podarcis lilfordi (Lilford's wall lizard) is the source of this 38141-nucleotide messenger RNA. NCBI's taxonomy places the organism in Eukaryota, Metazoa, Chordata, Lepidosauria, Squamata, Lacertidae. The record is from the annotation of a GenBank genome assembly.
AAGAAGAAGAGCACUGGGUCCCGCCUCCCCGAGUCCCGCCACCAAUCGCCUCCCUCGGGCCCCCUCCCCAUGGCGGGCGCGCGCCUCGGGGCGGGGCUGCCUGACGAGAAGCCUGGAGGGAAGCUAGUCAAUCAGAACCAACGUCGGGGAAAGGGGGAUGUUCUUCCGGGGCGUUGCCCGUCUGGGGGGUUUCGCUUCCGGAAGGGUGUUCGGGCUCGUCCCACCCCCCGCCCCCCACCCCUGGAGGUACGUAGACGGUAUAUUUCGGUCCCCUCGGGAAAGGGAAGGAGGUCCGGAGAGCGGCAGCCUCUCUCUUCUUCCCCCCGCCCCCCCCAGGCCUCUCAGGUGGACCCUCAGAAGGCCCCCCCCGGGAGGGCCUAACCUGCUCCCGGAAUGAGGGGGCUCCCUGCCGGACCCCAAUUCGUAGCCCUCCCCUGUCUCUUAGCAACUCAGCUUGCUCCUCCCUGGAACUGCUUCUGGCUAAAAGGUCGUGCGACCCCCACCCUCUUUUCCUGAUUCCACCGCCUCCAACCAGGGAAGGAAUGUCAAUCUUCAUUUAUUUCGGUCUCUCUCGACUCAUUGUUUUUAAUUGCCCCUCGUCUCUACCUAGCUGCUUUGUAAUGUUCUCGCGUGUUGAGGGCCUUGGCAUGCUGAAAGGUCCUGCCCAGGGUGCUGCGCUUCCUGUGGGUGAGGGCAUUUGGGACAAGGAACGGGAGGGGUGAAGCCUGAACGCAGAAGCAGAGGACCACCGUCAUUAAAACUGUCAUUGCUACUGUGUUGCGAAUGUAUCUCCUAGCUUUUGUAUCCUAUUAAAGGUUGUUGUUUUUUCUCUUGGGCAACUAUACUUUAUUCCAUUCUAAUGAUUUGGGGUAUCUUGUUUCUAUUGCUUCCCUUGUGUUUUCUUAGUUCAUACAAGAAAGGGAUAGUCUGUGCAGGGAGUAUGCAAAUAAUGUUGACUUUUGUGCCCACUUAAAUGUAUUUUGGAGCAGUGGUGUCCAGUCAUUUACCUAAGGUGGACUCUCUAGAUUAGCAUUAUCCAAACUUGUUUUUUAUCCAAGGCAUGCUCUGAAACUGUCAAGGAAAUUCCUUGCCUUUAAGGAGUGUGAUUGAAGUGAUAGAUUAAACUAAAACACAGCAAAUGAGUACUCCCCCUGAAGAAUGAAAUGCUAAAGCGUUUGUUAGCACCUCAAAUUAUGAAUGUCUAAAGGCCCAGUUACAAAGACUAUAGAAGAUAUGGGAUCCAAAAUAAUAUCUGCCCCUUAUGUUUGGGCAUCAUUCAGAAUUAACCACCUUUUGAGUAUCCCACGUCAGCCAGAUUCAUUGGUCUUCAACUGGAGUGGACACCCCUGUACAAUAUGAAUGGCUUCACAACCUCUCCCACCUCAAAAGGUGUGUUUUCUGUGUUUAAUCAUUGCAUAGAAGAAGGAAUUUAAAUUGAUGCAGAUUUUCUUUUCAUAACCCUGCUCCCAGUAUAGCAGCCUGGCUAUCUUUGCCUCUAACCUCCAUAUACAGAAAAGGGGGAAAAAACAAACAUAUACGGUAGACUAAAAGUGGGUCUCCUGAAAAUUUAAGAUGAGUUCCCAGUCUGAAAAAAAUAGUACUACUUAUUCACAAUACUGUUGUGGUAGGGUACUGUUAUCACAAAGCAGGAGGAUAGAUGGCGCACCCUGUCAAAAGCAGCAGAUGAAUGAAAGGGUUCUUUUCAAAGCCCCUAGCCUCGUUGUUACAGCCCAUUGUCUAGUGCUUGCUGUCAUACCCACAAUGCUCUAUCAGCACAAGCUGCUUCCAGAUCUAUAAAUCUUUGCAUCACUUAGAAUUGAACCCCAAACCCACCCCACUCUCUGGGAUACUGGUUCAGGAAGCAUCUGUUUUCAUUCAUAAGUUUAGGCGGCAGCAGAUCUUUCCAGUUAGGUAGGUACAGAAAACCCCAGCUGUAACACAGGGUGUGAUUUCAAAUCACUGAUGCUCCUAAAGCAGGCAUGGUCAAACUUGGCCCUCCAGCUGUUUUGGGACUACAACUCCCAUCAUCCCUAGCUAACAGGACUAGUGGUCAGGGAUGAUGGGAAUUGUAGUCCCAAAGCAGCUGGAGGGCCAAGUUUGACCAUGCCUGUCCUAAAGCUUGGUAUGCUGAUUCCUCUGUGUAGUUAAGAUGUUUAUUCCUAAUCAUUCUGCCAUAGUUGCUUUUGUGUGGUCUCCAUGACCUUCCCAUCAGAAAUCUGUUCUUAGCAACAGAAAGAAUGGCAGAAGUCCAAAGCUGUGUUGGUAUCUCUAAAAAUAGUGCACAAAUUCAUGAUUUGCCCUUUGAGCACUUUGUAAAUUGGUCCCAAACAUUUAUUGCUACAACUUUUAAAAGGCUUCAAAACACUUAUUUCUUCUCUUAUUGUUAACUGAUGCUGUUCUUUAUGGUAUUAAGAUGAAUACCCAAGGGAGAAAGUUUAGACUAUGUGUAAUGUUAUGUACAAUGGAGGCCAACCUUGACUGCUUUUCUCAACCCCUCUAAAUAUGGUUGUGUAAGCAACUAAUUUUGAGCAAUACGUUCUUUAAAAUAACUUGUAUUUUAUCCUCUUGUGAAACACAAUCAUACCUGAAAGUGUGUGCAAAUUCAUUGUCUGAGAACUAUUUAUGGACACUCUUGUCUUCCUUGUGUAGUAUGAGAAGCAGGCAUAAAGAGAAAUAUUUUCUAAUGCUUCCUGUGGUGCCAUUUUGUUGUUGUUAGGGUUGCUCCACCUGCAACUGGAGCCGACAUGGAGAAAAGUGGAAACAUUCAGCUGGAGAUUCCUGACUUCAGCAAUUCUGUCCUGAGCCACCUCAACCAGCUGCGCAUGCAGGGCCGGCUAUGUGACAUUGUAGUCAAUGUGCAGGGCCAAGCAUUCAGGGCACACAAAGUAGUACUGGCUGCCAGUUCACCUUACUUCCGGGACCACAUGUCGCUCAACGAGAUGAGUACGGUUUCCAUCUCUGUCAUCAAAAAUCCCACUGUUUUUGAACAACUCCUCUCUUUUUGCUACACGGGCCGGAUAUGCCUCCAGUUGGCUGAUAUCAUAAGCUACCUGACUGCAGCUAGUUUCCUGCAGAUGCAACAUGUUAUAGACAAGUGCACACAGAUCUUGGAGGGCAUUCAUUUCAAAAUUAACGUAGCCGGCGUUGAAGCAGAAUUGAGCCAAACAAGGGCAAAGCAUCAAGAACGGCCUCCAGAAUCUCACCGGGCUUCCCCAUCUCUGAAUCGCUCUCUGAGUCCACACCACAGCACCCCGAAAGGAAGCCGCAUGGGCCAGGUCAGCACUGUGCUGGACAUUCGGGAACUUAGUCCUCCUGGGGAGUCUACAAGCCCUCAGAUAAUUGAGCAGAGCUCAGAUGUGGAGAGCAGGGAGCCCAUACUGAGGAUUAAUAGGGCAGGUCAGUGGUAUGUGGAGACGGGAGUGGCAGACCAUGGUGGGCAGGGUGACGAUGACGUCAAAGUUCUUGGAGCAGUACGAAUCAAAACGGAGAACCUGGAGGAGUGGCUGGGGACAGAAAACCAGCCAUCUGGAGAAGAUGGGAGCAGUGCUGAGGAGGUCACUGCCAUGGUGAUUGAUACCACAGGCCAUGGAUCAAUGGAACAGGAAAGUUACACAUUAGGCUCAUCAGGAGCAAAAGUGGCCAGGCCAACCAGCACAGAGAUUGACAGGUGAGACUUUCUGUUAUUAAAAACUGAUUUGCUUCCAAGAGUGUUCUGGGCAUUGUACAGAAUCUACAAGCACCAUGAUUCUCACUGUCUAGAGCUUGCUGUCUAAAAAAGUCAUAGAAGAUGGGGCAUGAUUAAAAGGACAUAUGAAAGUUGCAGUUUGUAGAGGAUUAACAGCAGAAAGUGCAUAAAUGGUGAUCUGGACAGUCAAUAUUCUAUUAUUUCACAUAAGCUCUAGAGUGGGACUUUAUCUUCCCCAGGCAGAGAUCUGCUCAGCUUUUGUAGCAGGGGAGUGGGGGGGAUGAGAAGCUGUGAAAGGCAUAUCUUCUUCAUAUUAGAAAUUUCUAGAAAAGUCCCUAACAUACACAAGAUCACUAACCCUUUCUCAGAAGUGGUUUCCAUGGUAUGAGUUUCAUACCUUCUACACCAAGUUUACUGUGUUUUUCAGUAGUCUCAUAGCUGCCUGCCCAGCACUGGUAUUUAUUUAUCUAUUCACUGUAUUUUAUCUAAACUAAUGGUUGAUUCCACUUUACCAUUUAACUUGUAUAUAGCCUGCCACACCCUGAAGGCUCAAGAGAUGAUAACAGUAAUUUUUGUAGCACUUGCAUCCAGAAUGCACUUGAGCAGCUUCAAAACAUAAAAUAUGCUGAAAACCUCGGCCCCCUUAAUCCUAGUCAAAAAGGUUGCACAGGGCUGGCAUAGAUCACUAAGGGAGAGGAAUUCCAUAGUUGUGAAUCAGUCACUGAGAACACAACACCUCUUUGGUUCAUUUCAGCCAUCAUCCCAGUCCAUUCCAAACAGAUUCAAGCUGCUUGCCUGCUUUCUUUUUUACAUUUUCCCAGUUCUCCCAUCUCUAGGUACAAUGAUCUCUGAAGGCAGAGCAAUGACCGUGUGGUCAUCACACCAAGACAUGAUCUUCAAAACAUGGUCUGUCUAUUCUGACCUCAUGGUGAAUUUUCCAUAAUGAAGUUUCUUUACUGUGGUUUAGCAGGAUGACUGAUUUGACCCUUUUUGUUGGUAUAAUGUUGCUACUUGAAAAAAAAAAAUUAGUACUGAGAGAGCAUUGCUGGCUCUUCUUGUUGAGGAGGUGGUCACAGGUUCAUGCGUCAGGCAUAGCAGUAUGUAAAACAAAGGUACAGUGAUACCUCUGGAUACGAAUGGGAUCCGUUCCAGAGCCCCGUUUGCAUCCUGAAGUAAACGUAAGAUGCGAGUGCGCGGGUCACGUUUAGCCACUUCCGCGCAUCCACGUGACGUCAUUUUGAGUGUCUGCGUAUGCACAAGCGGCGAAUUCCGGAAGUAACGCGCUCCGUUACUUCCAGGUCGCUGUGGAGUGCAACCUGAAAAUAUUCAUCCCGAAGCUACUUCAACCCGAGGUAUGACUGUAAUGCCAAGUUAAAUUAUUCUUAAUUCUUUGACAGAUGGGAGUGCUGCUGCUUAUAAAUGGUAGAAUGUACAUCAACGAGUUGUGAAAAGCUUACUCAUAGUUGUAGUGAUUUUAUUUAUAUUUACUUAUAUGCAUUUUCUGCAAAUAAAAAUGUGCUCAAAGCAGUUUAUAGAAAAUAAGCUGUAAAAAUGCAGUAAUACAAUAACCAUGAUCAAUAAUAAAGCUAAUGUCGAUCAACAUAAAACUAACAAGUCAAUGAUUAACAAAAUAUGUAAAAAAUAAACAAAUAUUAAGUUUAGCAGUAGGUCAGCUAGCAGUAUCCCAAAGUAGCCACCAGGCUACUGGCAUUAAUACCUAACAACUCAUCCCCCAAACAUGAACUCAAAUGCUCAGAAACCCCCUCAAAGUUCUUUUGGCAGCUGCUCCUUACAAAGGCUCUUGGGGAAGCUGGGUAUCACUUGGUAGGUGCAACCAGCCAUCACUUGAUGGCAAGCACACUCCCCAGUCUAUAAAUGUUCCAUAAAUUGAAGUUUGAGGAAUAUUUCUGGCUUGGACGGAAAUAUGCCUAAUCAGAUCCACUGUCUGAACUUCUGCAUGAAUAGGCCUGUGACACUGUUCAUCCUCUUUAGUCACCCUAACAAAUUUCCUUUCCCCAGGAAGCUAAGCUGCUCCUCAGUCCAUCUCUAAGUUGCUGGGCUGCCUUAAAAGAUUUCAUUGCUGCCAAAUCAACGUUAGUACACAUACACACAUCUCACAUUUUGUCCAGUCCCAGCUGCCCCACUCCUAAUGUUAUUGACUAAUAUUAUCAAGCAGAAGUUCUGAUGCUUCCCAUGUCUUUGUUCAAAGUAUCAUAAUAUUGCCCAACUAUCCAUUAAUCUCUUUUUCCAUUUGCAGAUUUAGCCCUUCUGGUAGUGUGGUUACUGUAAACGAGCGGUACAGGUCAAAAAGUGAAUCUCCAUGGCGGGUGGAUGAACCCAAACAACCCAAUUCCCAGGUAGGUAUCCCUCACUUGGGCUUUACUGCUGCAGUUAUUCAUAUAGAUCAGGCAUGGUCAAACUUGGCCCUCCAGCUGUUUUGGGACUACAACUCCCAUCAUCCAUGACCACUGGUCCUGUUAGCUAGGGAUGAUAGGAGUUGUAGUCCCAAAACAGCUGGAGGGCCAAGUUUGGCCACUCCAGAUAUAGAUUGUCUAUAGACAGGCACUCUGUAGUGGAGGGCUGGGGAAUGGACAUACAGCACCCUUCUUGAAAGCAUAGUCUGAAAGACAUGACACAAUGGGGAGGGAAAGAGGUUUCCAGUUUCAUGGAAAGAUGCAUUCAUUACUUUGAUCCCCAAACAAAACAGUGACUUAACAAAGACCAAGAACUACAGAUCUAUUUCAUUAUUGAACUGUGACAAUAAACUAUAUGCUACAAUUUUAGCUAAUAGAUUGAAAAGGACACUGGCUGAGACAGUCCACAGAGACCAGGCCGGGGUUUUACCAGGCCAGCGAAAUAAAGACUAUAUAAGAAAUGUAAUUAAUUUAAUAGAGUAUUUGGAAGUAAGAAAUGAAAAACAGGCUGCGUUAAUCUUUCUAGACGCGGAGAAAGCCUUCGAUAAUAUUUCAUGGUCAUUCAUGAUACAGGUUUUAGAGAAAAUGAAAAUAGGUAACUCUUUCGUAGCAGGAAUUAAAGCAAUCUAUACUGAUCAAUCUGCAAAUAUAUUAAUAAAUAAUAUUCUUUCAGACAAAUGCCAAAUAGAAAAAAAGAAUGAGACAAGGCUGUCCCCUGUCUCCACUGCUGUUUAUUAUCACAUUAGAAAUAUUGCUUCAGAAAUUAGAGGUAUUGAGGUAGGAUGUAGAGUUUAUAACUUAAGGGCAUUUGCUGAUGAUGUGGUGCUGACACUAGAACAACCUUUUGAAAAUAAUUAUAUUCAAUUGUGGAAAGGGGUUAAGAAAGAGUUGGAGAUAUGGAGGAGAAUGGAACUGUCCCUGUUAGGUAGAAUUUCAGCCAUUAAAAUGAAUUUAUUGCCUAAGAUUCUGUUUUUAUUUCAGUCAAAUCCCAAUUGUAAAUAAUUUAAGAUGCUUCAAAUAAUGGAAAGAAGAUAUCUCUGGCAGGGGGGAAAGCCAAGAAUUAAACAUAAAAUUAUGAUAGAUAUAAAAGAAAAAGGAGGCUUUGCUCUGCUAGACUUUCAAAUGUAUUAUGAGGCAGCUUGUUUGUGUUGGCUAAAAAAAUGGAUUGUAUUGGACAAUGCAGACAUCUUAGAUUUAGAGGGUCAGGAUUUAAAAUUUGGCUGGCAUGCAUGUCUCUGGUAUGGGAAGGCUAAAAUCUAUAAGAGUUUUAUGAACCACAUUCUUAGGAAGAAUCUACUUAGAGUUUGGGAGAAGUAUAAAAAUCUGCUGGAAAGCAAAACACCAUCAAAGCAAUCUCAAUUAAGAGAGUUAAUAUGGACAGACAAUGGGUGACUUACAUGGAACUGCUGGAUUUUAUGGGGGAGGGGAUCCAAGCUGAAACCAAUGGAAACAUAAGGAGUCAAGUUAUGGAUUGGUUGCAAUAUCACCAGCUACAUUAUAUGUUUAAAUCAGAUAGAAAUAGUUUAUUUUUUGACCGAAGCUCACAAUUUGAAAAAGAACUCUUGCAAAAUAAGGAUAAACUGUUGUCUAAAAUGUCUAUGAAUUUGAAACAAAAGACGAGCUAGUUAAAGCUUCAAUGACACACUGGGCAAUAGAUAUAGGACACAAUAUAGAUCUUAAACUCUGGGAGAAAUUCUGGCAAAGUGACCUGAAAUUUACAGCAUGCUAUUCAUUGAAAGAGAAUUAUUUGAAAAUGAUUCAUAGAUGGUACUUAACUCCGAGUAGGUUGGCUUAGAUUUAUAAAACAGAUUCAGAUAAGUGUUGGAAGUGUAAAGUGUGGAGGGAACCUUCCUCCACAUGCAGCGGACAUGUAAAAAAAUGUUCAAAAUUACUUUCCCCAAAAAACCAGAGCCCUUUCUGUUGGGUAUAACCCAGACUGAAAUUCCCAGGUGUCAGAAAAGGUUAUUUAUGUAUGCAAAAACUGCAGCCCGUGUUUUGUUAGCCCCAAAAUGGAAAGUGAGUGAGGUCCUAACUAAAGAGGAUUGACAACUUAAGUUUACAGAAUAUGCACAACUUGCAGAUUUAACAUAUAGAAUAAGAGAGCAAGAACAUAUGUUUAAAGAAGACUGGAAAACAUUUAUUGAAUAUAUGGUCCCCCACCCCCCCCCCCCCCCGCGCCGCCCCCCCCCCCCCCCCCCCCCCCCCCCCCCCCCCCCCCCCCCCCCCCCCCCCCCCCCCCCCCCCCCCCACCCCCCCCCCCCCAAAAAUCCUGAGAUUUUUGUUAUUCAAAGAGCAAGUUUCUAGCCCUGAUUCUAAAAGAGAGAUUCCUGUUUGUGGUUUCCAUUAAUAAUGUUGGAGCUAGAGGAAGGAGCAGUUCUUCCAGUAUUCUAGAGGAUCUUGAUAGUACACUUUUAUCUGUGUGUCACCUUCUUUUUCUUGAUGUGUGGCAGAAUAAAUGAGAAUGAAAAGAAACAGAAAUCCUGCAGGAAAAAAUGCAUUUAAAUUGUACAUCCAAAUAAAACAUACACAUUACUUGAAUGUAUUCAAGCAGCUGUGAUUUGCAUUAUUCCAGUCAGGCCUGACAAAAGUACAUGCCCUCCUUGAGCAGCUGCCAAGCCCUAGCAGGGCCCAAUCCGAGGUGUGCUUUGGAACCCAGCCACCCUUUAAAAGAGUGGCUGAGUCUGGGAGCUGCCAUGUAAAUUUCUCACAGGGCCCUAAUGUAGAGUUGCUCUGGGGCAUUGUGUCAUCUGGUACUGAUCCAGACCUACAGCUGCCACCGUGGCCAGGUAAGGGAAGGUCCCACUGGAAAGCAUCUUUACUAAGAGUUCCCUCAAGCAUGGAGCUGGCCUCGAUUCGUUACUGAGUAUAAAAAAUGGCAGGUGCUUUAAUCAGCCUUGUUGUCCGAGGUUCAGAACCUGAGAUGGAAGGGCAGGUGGCUGGCAGACCAGAGGACAGAGCCAAUUGGUGACUAAAGAGGAUGGUUCCCAGCCAGUUAGGAUAAGAAUUUGGCUUUGCUUGGUGGCUCAGGGUAGAGUCUGCUGGAUAUGAGGGUGGUCAGAGCAAAUAACAAAAUCUCUUCAAGCCAUACAGAAAAUAGCCUGCCCACUUCCUUGUCUCUACCCUGCAACUUUAUCCUUUCCCCUGGAUACCCUGAAUUCAGAACCUGAGACCUGAGUCAGUUCUUUUUUUCCUGAAGUUGGUUCUUUUUCUUUCUAGACUGCAAAUGACCAAGGGUUGUAGCCAGUGUUAGACCUACUCAGACUAGACCCAUUGAAAUUAAAAGACAUGAGUAACUUAGGCCCAUUAUUUUAUGUUGGUUUACUCUGAGUAAAACUUAGUUGGAUACAGCCCUAACACAUGUAUGUGUGGGCUGGUGGGUGCAUAACACAUUUUGUGGGCUCAUUUGCAAGGCUGGUUUUGUUGCCCAAACACAUCUUCAUGCUUUGUGUAGCAAUAUUCAUUCCUGUGUGUUACUAGUGAUUUUCAAAAGAAAGUAGCAAAUGUCAGUGGUAGGCUUACGUAUAACUGAAAGAAAACCAUGUGCCAAUACUAACCCUUUAACAACCUUUUCUACUGCAGAACAAUUGCUUCUACAGCACAAGAGUUACCAAGCUCACUACUAUAACCUCAGCCUUGACUCUGCUAAUGACCUAUGCCAUCAGUAGCAUUAGCCUAGUCAGGCACAGUGCCCUUAGGAAGACUAAGGGAUGACUAUACUGUGAUCUCAGCCACAGGGAAGGCAAAUGUAGGCUUUGUUUGGAUUAUAAAAUGCAGAUGAGCUGGCAAUCUGCUUUUCUGUUUGGUGCAGCUACAUGUUUUUACCCUUGCGAAACGGAUUUCAACUGUGAUUCAAAGGAGAAGUGAAGUGAAACCCUUUCAUAUCUUCAUACCUCAUUAAUUAAUGGCCCACAUCCAGGUAGAAUUUAGUUAUAGUGAAUAAUGUGUCUCAUUCUUUUCCAUGGGACUUAGUAAAAACUAAUAUUACCUGGAUUCGGCCAGUUUCCCCCACUUCUGUUCCAGAAAAGGCCAAGAAAACUUGAUUGCUUGCCUUGGCAAUUGUCUCUAGAGGGAAAGAUCAAUUUCAUAGCUCUGUGCUUGCAAAACAGUAAAAAUAAAGUAAUAAUAAACUUCAGAAUGUGAAACAUUGCAGUUAUCUCCCUGAGCGUGCUGCUAUGUCUUUGUCUUGCCAAAAGCAAUAGAGUGACUUUGAUGUAAUUCUGAACCAUAUCACUGCUGAAAUGGGAAACAAAUAUGUGUAUAGUUGAGAACAAUGAUAUGAAAUGUAGAUUAUAAUUCUAUGUCCUUACCUUUGAGUAAGCAUCACUGAACUUAGUUGAGGUUGCUGAUUAAGCGUAUAUGGGAUUGGAUUGCGAUGGUGGUCUCCGGCAUUCCAGUUCUUCUAGCUCAAAAGAUUUCCACUUGCAGAGCUGAACUUUCCCUUCCUCUCUUCUCCCCUGCAGCCCCCCAUGCUCUCUCAAAAUCAGCUCUGGGGGCGGGCACAGUGGGAGGAGAGGAAGGGAACAUCCCAUUGUGCAAGAGGGGUCUGCUUGCUGAGCAUUGGAUACAACCCUGAGUUUGAUCAGAUGAGACAAACUGAAAUAACUGGCACUUUCCCAGCAGUCAGAAUUUUCCUGCAAUUUCUAGUGGAAAUACGUGCCCAUUUUCGUUUUUAAAGCACCUUUGGAUUGUGUACUUUACUACUUUGGAGUGUCAGAUGCAUUUUUCACAGCAUACCUUAGAGGUGACGGUGGGUUUAUACUUCAGUGCCUCUCUGUGUGUUGUCAUAAAGUGGCUUGAAGAUUUAUUGUAAAAAUGGUCUUAAUCCAGAUUAAUCCCCCCUUUGUGUGCACACAUCCUUAAAACAGCAAGUAUAUACAGGGCGAUGCCUGUUAAAUAUGAAUUUUAAAAUAUUCCAAGUUACCCCACAGAAACAAAGGUGGUUAGGAUCAAUUAUAUCUUUCUGUGGCAGUUACAGACCAUUCGGGAUAUUAGUCCAGUGUUCGAUGCUUCAAGCUUCAAGUUAUUACCAUGAAAUGGAAACAUGGUAAAAUAAAUUUCUCAUGAAGGUGGAGCAAUUGUGUAAAUUCUACUUUUAAAUAAAUGCUAGAGUUUGUUAAAAGAGAGGUAGGGAUUGUGUAGAACAGUUGUGCAAUUUGCUGCUUGCUUGUUCACUGACGGCAACUAGCAAUUGUUGGUGAACAGAUGUAGAGUCAGUUAACUGAGUGGACGGAGUCAAUCACUGCGCCAGGCUGCUCUGCCUUUCUUGGCUGUUCAAAGUCAUGUCCGGCAGAGUGAAUGGCUGUUUGCAGCAGUCUCUAACCUGGGGAUUAAAGCACCAGGCUGUGUUGGCUCUCCAUGGAGCUGGUUUACUCUGCACUCUGUUUCUGGGUUGGAAAUGGCAACGGAGCCCCACUGACUAUACAUGGGGGCAAAACGGAGCUUUGCUGAUGUGUGUUAGAAAUACGGAACACAUCUGUUGGCUUUGCGUGUGACUUUCAAUCUCUCUCCUUAAUAAGCUGGUAGCCAGCCAGGUGUAUUCCAGGUAUUGUUGGACUGCAGUUCCCAUGGUCCCUGAUAACUGGCUAGGCUGACUGGGGCUGAUGGAGACCAGUAUUGUGGGCCACAUCUCUUUCCUAGGCAAUAACCCUGCCCACAGCUGGGCUGCAUUUCUAAGUUACCUCUUUUGGCUUUAAGCAGGCAAGUAGCACUAUGGAGCAGAAAAUGAAAUAAAAAGCCAGCCAGCAGAACUGUCUCUAUUUAUAGCAAGAUGCCCUGGUUGUUGCUAUGUUCUUCCUGAGGAAUGAGGGGUGCUUAGGCCAGCUUUCAACAUGAGCAGGGGUAACUUUAUUCCUUUGAUAUUGGAAAAUGCUAUCUAAAACAGUUGGGAACCCUUCUUUCUUUGCAUAUGGAACUUUCCGGGGAACGGAGCUGCCUUUUCUGGCGCAGAGCUCAGUGUGCAUACCAAAAACCCUGUGUGAGCCUUAAGAAUGGCAGGAAAAGAGCAAAAGUAUUGACAAGUGUGUGGGUUUUUCAAUAACACAGACUUCUUUGUCAAAUAGGAACUUGUAGUAUGCACACAUUUUAAAGAUAAUUAUUGCCAAGAAUUUUAAGUUUUUAAACAUUAUUUUUCUUGUUAGUGGGAUUUUUUUUUAUGUGCAGAUUCUCUGUUUCAGUAUAACACCAAUGGAACUGCUAUGCCCAGUUAAAAACAGCAACAACCCAGAAUCUGCCAGAUUCAAACAGGUUCUAUGUUCUGGCCAAGCAAAACUUCCUCUUUUAAAAAAAAAAUACUGUCCGUGAUUUGGCACAAGAUUGUACCAGAUUGUACCAGCUAUGCAUGUUGAACAAAAUUUAGCUGUUUGAUUCAAUUAAAGAAACAAACCAAGUUAGUUUAAGUGGAAUUUAAAAGCUUUGGGGUCAUAGCUGGGAAGGAUAGAAAGACCCGAAGUUUGACUGGGAACCAUUAAUAGGGAACCAUUAAUCUUCCAGAUUGGUAUGUGACUUGGUAGACUGUGGAUUCUUUUAUUGAAAAAAUGGCUGGAACCAGUUGCUUUAAUAUUCCUGGGUUAAAAUCUAGUCUAUUUGAAAAUUGUUUCUUAUAUUACAUAUUGUGGCUACAGCAUAACUCCCGGGAGAUAAUGUCAUAUCUACAUAGUUGAAUCAGUGUUACGCAGUUCAGGGACCUGCUAUGGAUCAGAUAUCUGAAUCAUGAGUCUGUUAGAGGAAAAUCAGUAAUAUAGUUGGGACUAGUUGGUAUGUUUGCACUUGAGAAAAUGAAAUCUUGCACCUAUAAACUUAUGCUAAUAAAUGACUUUAUGCAAAUUAGACUAAAUUAUGUACAUUAUUUAACAUUAUGCUUUCAUUUUGAAUAUGAUUAGCUCUUUAAAAUAAAAGCACAGUUAAGAAAAUUUGUCAAACAUGUUAUAUUGGUAGUGAAGAAAAAACAUUGGCCUUGGAUAUUAAAGAUCACUAAAGGUUAUAUGCAGCAUAAUUUUAUUUUGUUCCUAAACAGGAAAACAGAAACCUCCUGUACCAUUCAAAUGUGACCUGUGCUUGGAAUAAAAUAUAUGAUAGAUGUAAAUUUUAUUUUACAUACAUUUUCUGUUUGCUCUGAACUGAUCUUUGAAUUUGUUUGAAAAAAUUAUAAUUUGGGGACAAGAAGCAAGUUGGCAAGAAAAAUAUGGAUAAAAGAGGGAUGGGUGAAGAGGGCUGGGCAGAGGUCAGAGUGAGAAUGUAACUGGAAGUCACAGUGGUGGAAGGACACACAAGCAAACAAGCUCCUCUUCUUGAAAUGGUGGGGCUCUUGGUGGGCUCUGCUAGCACUUUUUCCUGAAUAAGAAUAUAAAAAGCGCCUAGCUGGAUCAGACCAAAAGUCCAACUGGUCCAGCUUUCACAGGGAGAAGGGAAGUGCCAUUCCCUGCUGUUUGACCUCAGCAUCUUGUACUGGUAUAUGGCCUCUGCUUAGCUAUCCUGGUUAAUAGCUAUUGGUAGAACUAUCCUCUCAUUUUCUCCAGGGUACUCAAGUGCACAUCUCUGCGUUCUAUGAGUUUUGUAUGUUCGUGAUGGAAGAAGCACUUACAAGGCCAAGGUUCAUGCAGUAGCGUGUCACAACCAUGGGAACAAGAAAUAUACAUUCCUCCUUCUCUCCCACCCCCGCCCUGCCAGAAAAAGCAGGGCAGAGAUGAUUCUAUAGGAGUAGCCAGAUUCUUUGUCAUGUACCAUAUUCCAGCUGGAAUUCUACAUGUGUGGGGUUGCGGAAGUAUUUGCCAUCUACUUAAAGUGCUUAUGUGCUUAUGCAACAAAUUCUGGAAAGCAUCCUAAAUCUGCAAAAAUUAAAAGCAGAAACAGCCUGAAAUUACAGGAAAUAAGAUUUCUGUUGAGGCGCACCUUUUGACAAUCAGUCCAUAUGAAGUCUGAUCUUUAAGGUCCAUUUCAGCAGUUUGAUGCAGCAAGUAAAAUAAUAGGAUCAUACUUUGUGUACUAUAAUCAUUUCACUGCCUGCUCAGGCACAUGGAUAAUUGCCAUGAUCAGUUCAGAGAUUGAUGUUAUUUCCCAGCAGUUGCUAUGUCACAUGGAAAUGGAUGUUUCUGUGUUCAAGAGGAUAGCAAAUAGUGGUAGAUUCCAAGAGCAUGAUCUGUCUCUGUCCAUGCAGGCUGAGGAGAAGUUUUGUUUCCCUGAAGACCGCUUUGUGUGAAUGUGGGCCUCAGCACCCACAGCCUGCCCUCCCAUUGCCAGUGUGGUGUCACACCACUCAGCUGUGAAGUUCUCAGGGUGACUCUUGGGCCAGACACUCUCUCAGCAUAACCUACCUACCUCAUAAGGUUGUUAGGAGAGGUUGAGGAAAGAUCCACCUCCGCUGCCCUGACUCCCUGGGGGAAGGUCAGGAUAAACAUGUCGUAACUACAUAUUAGUUCUCACUUUUGCAUCCUCUCCAGAGCCUCCCCCAUUCCCAUUGCAGCUGCCUUCUGCAGUGGGAAUGUUCCUACAGAACGCCAGUUUGUAAUGGCUGUAGCAUACCACAGGUGUUGUAAACCAAAUGUUUGUCCCCUGCCUUAGCUGUAGCUGCUUCUUCCAGAUGGACAAUUGAUGAAACACAGUUUCAGGGUGGGAAGAUGAUCGGGCAUAGCCAUUUGAGCUGCUACAGAUGCAGGGGGAAGGAAGGUUAUUGUUCCAUUUCCCUUGCUGCAUUUAUCAGUGGAUUCUAGACCCUGGUUAAGACCUGCUUAAGAUGUUGCUGUGUAAGGCAGACCCCCGCUCCAUAAGGACGUGGCACUCCUUCCUGCCUUGUUGGUUUUUGUGUAAUGCUUUAAUGGGCUUCUCAGACCAUUUGACAUAAUUUGAAUAGAUUUGUGCCCAUCUCCAUUUUUCCUUCUCGCUUAUGUUUAUAGAGGAUUCUGUUCCAUAGUUCCAUAGGCCUGCCAUGACUUCGUUCUUCAAUAUUAUUCCAAUUUGCCGGAGAAUCCUGUGCUGUAGAAGAACAUGAGAGUCAAGCAUCUGUCUUGAAGGCAGAAGGUCCCAGAUUCCCAGCAUUUCCAGGCAGUGCUGGGAUAGAAAUCCUGGAGAGCUGAGGCAAAUAGGUUCAGACGGUACGGUGAAUGUGAUUCUGAUUAAGGCAGCUUCCAUGUUCCCUUCAGGUUUUGUUCCCUGAACAGAACUACUUUCUGCUUCAUGGUGCUCCUGGAGAAAAAUGCAUAAUGUACAUUGUUGUUUUUACAACUUUAGAACAAGGUGUUUAAAGCACUAGUAGCAUAUGAAAUUACAUUUUUAUUCUGUUUUGAGGCACGGGCAUAUGUGGAACGGAGAGGUGAAAGUCCUAUGGACUGUGUCUUCAAUAUUCUUCUUCUGGGACCUUGAGGAAUAGUCAGAGGUUGAGAUGUGUGUUCCUUUGGAUGCUUCAAGUCACCCAAGUGCCAUGAAGUGCUGAGCUUUUAGUAUGUUCCUGGCAUCCACGCUGGAUCUUCCACCGUCUUUCGUCAGACAGCCAAGGUCGCAUAUUUGCUGGCAAGUUCCAGAGCUUGCCAACUCAUAUCAGUAGUGCUAUUUGGGGAAAAAACACUGAUGUAUUUUGAAACUACUAUGCAAUGGCUUUGUGAAGUUUUCAUGCUCAGAUUUAACUGUUGGCUGAAGGUUUCUUAAAUCGGUUGUCUUAUCUCCUGUAGAUGUUGCCAGAAUUGCAAAAAUGGAGUUGAACCUUACUUAUCUCGCAGUACAUCUAAUGGUGUUUGUUUUAGCCAUUGUCUCAAGACAUAUUUCCCUGCACCUCUUCAUUUUUUCUCUUCUAGGGCUUCCUUGAGCUGUUGGUAUAAACAGUUCCCAAAAGGGGCCUCUUCAGCACAGCCCCCAGUAGCAAAUUCCAGCGUAAUUCCCUGAGCCCUUCUUUAGUAGUUUAACUUCAUUGUAUCAUGCACAAUGGGGAGAGAUGGGACACCACUUGGCAAGCAAUUCUGCCAUUUCUUUAGUAUUUAUUUGUGUAUUUAUUUAUUUAACUUGCAUAAUUGUCUCAUGUCUGGCAAUGCCCUGCCUGCUUCAUCAGUGCAGUGCAAUUUUAUUGCACAGAACAUGCGGACCUCAGCAUAACCUGUCCUGGCCCCUCUUACAGGGAAGCAGAACAAUGGAGGGGCAUGUCCCCCCAAGGGACAAAGAUGUUGCCGCCCACCUUUAGGCAGCAGUGAAAUCAAGCACACUUUGAUUCUUUCUUCCUUUAUGGCAGUAAGUCCUUAGCUAACCCUUACCUUUUAACUUAAAGAGUGUUGGCGUUGAUGCGAAAACCAAUAAAAGAGGACAUUUAUCGUGCAGUUUCACUGGUGACCUCAUUGAAAUAUCACAGUUGCAGCUAUAGCAAGCUUUUAAAAUCUGCUGCAAUGUGUGUGCAUACUAAUUUAUUUAACCUACUGUGAUUUCCUAAUUUAGUUUGGCCUUCUAAAUUAACGUGCAGCUUUGAAUAUGUAGGUGCCCCAUAGACUAUAAGAUUCAUUCACUACUUAACUGGCUGCACUAGUGUUAUAGAGAGAGAUAUUGGUCGUUGUCUGCUUUUCAUUUAGUUGUUACGAUGUUUAAUCAGAACAAGAGCAUGACAUUAGUUGCAAGUAAACACUAGUGUUGUCUCUUCUCCAAAAUGAAUAUUUCAGCAAUGGUUGGUGUAACAGAAACUUUCUGUUUUGCCUCUGAGGAUGGAGCCUAUUUCGUGGUUUUCUCGCGUUAUGCAUUGAAGCCCCCAGUAUCUUUUGCUCGCUCAGUAAAUGAAUCUAAUUGGGUGAACAAGCUCUUAAGGGUACACUUUGCUCAGCUUUAGCCAGAAGAUAGCUGUGCAUCUGCGGUUAUAGGGACAAGAAAGCAAAGUGGCCCAGAAUAUUUUAUAAAGUUGGGAUGCAAAGUACAAUUCAGCUAGAAAAAUAGUUGCAGGAAAGCGACUUUUGUAGUAAAAGCUUCUGCUGUUCCUCCUGACUGAAUUACAUGUAGUUGUUUUCUGCUGCCAAACUUUUAAUUCCUUCUGAACAGAGCUUGUGAAUGGGAUGGUUUGCAAUAUCUUGGAAGGCAUUGAGGGCAGUUCUCUGUUUGUGAUUACCUGAUAAUUGCACCAGACAAUGAUUAGUUGGAUAUCUCCAGGAGAUUCAAACCCAAUUAAAAAUAUUUAAACUACCAAUAAUGGCAGUUGUUGAUGACUGGGUACAUAUUUUUCCUAUGGGAUAGUUAGACUAAAGAGUACAGUUGUACGUAGAUUAACAGAAGUGAGUUUUGAAAUUCAGUGAGGCUUUGUAUUGCAUUUGAAGGUCUCAUCUGAUUUGUAACAAAUCAAACUGGCAAUUAAGUUUAAAUGACUUAAUGUGAAGGGUUGCAAAUGAGCGCAUCCCAGUGUAUUGGGGCCAAUGUGUUCAGCAGAGACUACUCAUUCUUUCUUUUUCCUGAGUACUUACCCCACCCCCCAAAAUAUCAGGAACCGGAAGGUGUCUCUCUGCCUAAACAAUGAGUUCCCUGAGACAAACUAGGUUUGAGAGCAGGGUCGAGCUAGAUGUUCUACCAAAUUCAGAGUUGCAGUUGAAAACAGUGCCCUGUAUGUCUAGUUCCACCUGUUUUCCCUGUCUCCAUGUGUAGUAUCAAUAUGUGUAUUCUGUAUACACACAGAUCCCAACCGCUAAUGUAUAAAGAUGGAUUAGACAAUGUACCACAUGGUGAAGACUUAAGUUCUUGUUACCCCACAUUAUGGGACAGCAGAGGAGGCACUGGCUUGGGUGGCAACUGCAUGUUUGCAGGAUUCACCUAACCAGACUUCCACUUGUGCAACAGGGCUUUCCACCACCACCACUGCCCCCCCCCCCAAGUUGGCUGGGGGUGUUGAGAGAGCUCCCAGAGAGAGAGCACACUGGGGAGAGGGGUUGUUUCACCUGGCAAACUGCAGUGCUGUGCAGACAGUACGAUUGGAGAUUGCAAUGCUGAAUUCCACCCAACAAACUCUUGAAUGUUUUCAGUGAGCUCAUAAUCAGCGCUCUAAACGUCAGCAGCAAUUCUGUAGUUCUUUGGUGCUAUUACUUGAUCUAUGCAUAAUUAAGAUCCUACUUUUCAGCUGCUGGCCUUGCAGUCAUGCUUUUUACCGCCUAGAGUUCAACCUAAUCUGAUGCACAAAUUUCAGAUUACGAAAUUCCAAUUUACUUUCUGUAAAUUGAAUUCAGUGGAGUUUAAACGUAAAGUCCACCCAAAGGGGUGUGUGCGUUCAGUCCCUCCACCCCCAACCCUUCUCACUCAGUCCUGUUUUGCAAUUUGGGGUUAGUCCAAAAGAUGACUUUUUCAGGAUGGUUUUUCAUAGGUUUUUACUGUUGGUUGUAGGCAGAUUCCUGUUAUCCCAGGAUAUUUUUAUCAUACCCAACAGUGUGCAAGCCAGUUCUUCUAGGUCCAGUAUACUAACACAAAGCUUACAUUUUCAGAUUAGCUGAUUAUACAUUGUAGGUUACAGAAAAAUAGUCUGGAACUUCUUGGAAAAUCAAUACCCAAGAUAAAGGAGGGUCUUUAAUCUAUAGAGAAGCUCCUCUUUGUGAGCUCUAGAUUAUGUUUCUUAUCAUGCAGUCUUGUUGACAGGGAUGGUUUUCUGGGCCACUUGGAGACCUACGAAACAGAUUGCGGGACAAAGUUCUGGUAGGUGCAGGGGAAGUUGGAGCCCCCCUUUAGUGAUGCUAGUAAUCCCUGGCCUGGAUGUGAAAUACGCAGCUUCAUUUUGCUGACAAGUACAAGAAAAGACAAACCUGUGUUGUUAAAAAAUGCAUCUAAGUAUUACAGCUCAGCGAAGUCUUUCCAGCAUCUAUUGCAAAUCAGCUUUCAAAAGUAGUGUGGCACUUUAAGUAGGUUGUUUAAGCACCCUCACCUCUUUCCUCCUGUCCCUCCCAUAUGCACUUUAAGCUCUGUGGCUGUUACCUGUUACAUGCAGGAGGGUUGUCUUGGAUGGACAAUGGGUAGUGGUGAUGUUAACCUUGCCUGCCAUUGCUGCCUCCUCUAUCUCCAGAGGCAAAGGCAUUGUGUGUACCCUUUCCUGUCUCAGCAUAUCCACACCACUCAAUAAUGUGAAAGCGAGAACGUUGGCAUGCAGUGGCUUUUGUGAAAUGGGCUAGCCGAUUUUUGACUGUUCUCAUGAGCUAAGCUGUGGUUUUCAAUGAUCAGCUGAGCCACAGAACCUAAGCUUUUAAAGAGCGAUGGACUAAACUGCCAUGGGAUCAAAACUGUAUUGAAAUUCUGUAGGUUUUAACUUUUCCACGCGUUUCUCUUCCUGAACUUCUGCCUCAAUAAUCUGUUCUUGGGUGGAUUCUUGCUGAGACAGACUGAAAGCUGGCCCUGUAUUGGAUGUUAUGGGCUAGGGUGCCACCCUCUUGAAUGCCACUGAUGCCAAAUGAGAGUGCCUGUAAAGGACAGGUGGUUUGGAAUGCUGUGCUGCUACCUUGAACCCAUGCAUUAUAGCUAUGCGUUGUGCAUGUUGCCACAUCACGAAUGAGAGCACCAAUGGGAUAUCUGUCUGAAUUGCACAGCACAGAUAGAUACUUGGUGGCAUUUCAAAGGGUGACACUCAUGCCCACUUUCUGUGGUCUGGCUUUUGGUGGGAUGUGUGGGAAUCUUGAGCAAACUGCAGCUCAGAAUGGAUCACGGUCACUGGUGAAUUAUCCAAUUUGAUUCUUCUGCUGCGCCCCACUCCUAAAGUUUUAAAUAUAUAACUCUUCUUUUGUUAAAGAAAUAUCCUAAUCAUGUGUCCCCUCCCCUCCCCCUUUAAAAACUAAUCAACCACCACCUGGCAGACCCUUUAAAACUAUUGCUCUGUGAAUCUGAAACACACAAGAUAUCUGUUGCAGUUCUUGAACUGCUCUUUUUUGGUUGUAUUGCAUUGCAUUGCAACAGAAUUCAUACUUCACUUCUCCAACAGGCUGAAAUGUGAUCUAGUUGUUUGACAAUAAUUGAUAGCAGAACAGCCCAAUUUAUUUUUUAUUAGCAUUUUCCCAAACCCACAUUUGGUGCAUCCUUUAUUCUCCCAUUGAUCUCCAUGCACAUGGAGGAAGAAAACAAAAGGGAGGUAAUAUAGUCAUUAUUCUGUGAGUGUGUCUUUUGGUGGUGGUGCUGGUGGUGGUGGUGGUGGGGAGAGUAAAACAACAGUGAAGAUAAAGACUUGUACAAACUUAUUUAAAGCAGUUUAGCAAAAAUAAAUAAACUAAAAGCUCUCAUUGAACAGCUUUAAAAACAAUGUGAAUGGAAACUUAGAAACUGGGUUAGGACUCUGAAAAAUUCUAUAAAUGUAUACUUGAAAUUCUGUUUGUAUUUUAAAACAAAUGCAUUUUCCUCUUUAACACUGUGUAAAAGAAAUGUUAUGCAUGUGAGUGGUUUGAGAAUUAAAUGGUUUAAUACUCAUAACUGGAGUGCACUGUCUUUUGUUUGGCUGUCUGUCCACAGCCCUGUGUACCACCUCUUCCAUUUAACAGUCCCCAAACUAAGGUUUUUUGUUGCCACCCAUCUGUCUUGCGAGACGAUGGAGUGCACCUCCAGGGGUGAAGUAAAACCGGUAUGUUAUCAGCACUGAAGUGACCUCCCCAGUGCACAAGCCUGGGCAGUGUGGAUGGAGGUCCUGAGCUGCCCAAAUGACAAGAUCAGCCUCACUGAUGUGGCCCAAAGGAAAGCGGAACAAUACUUUUGGCACCAGCUUGGCUGCAGGAGUUGCCAGAAGGAGGCAUACAAGGGCCAUCCAACCAUCUUAGGGACUUCACUCCAGAUUUCUGCAGGGUUUACUCCUUAGCCUUUUCUUCUCCCAAAGAUGUCCUGCAAGGCAGUGGAGAUGGAGGAUCAGAGUUUUCCUUCUCUAGAUGGACUGCCUUCCCUGAUUGAGGAGCCCUGUCUGCCCCUCACUUCCCUCUACAGCACAUGCGGAAACUGCAUUCUUGAUCGUUGGGCCCGCUCUUGGUUUCAUCCACCCAAUCUGCUGGAGCCUGUCUUUGCAUGCAGGGAAGUCCUUAGCUCACCAAGGUUUAAGACCCAUCAGCCACCCUCAUCUGGUGAAGUCUGUCAGUCGAAGCUAUUCCCAGGCUGUGGCUGCUGUUGCAUGCUGACAGCUUGUAGGUACCACAGGUGAGAACUGAAUGCAAGGUGGGGACCAAAGGUGUGCAAACUAGCCCUGAAGGAGCAUACCGGAGGCAGUGCCCCUCGCCUAACAACCCAUACACCCCAAACUAAGGUUCACUACUCACGCAAAGUCAGUUUUCGCAUGUCUUUUCAAUUUAUUGGAGCCCCUCACUGGUCUUCGUGGACAAGCUGAAAUCAUUCAGCUUUCACAGUGGUAGCUUCGUACAUGCCUCAUGCCAUUAAUCACUCUGUCACCAAGCAAAAAGCUAUGUACAGUGGUCCACCAGGAAAGUUGUCAAGUGCAAAACAAAAUAUGAGUGAUAGGCUGUGUUUGCUUUCUUGGGUCACAAGUUGUACAACCUAUCCUUCCUGGUUUUGCCAUUGUCCAUGGAUUGCAGCCCUAUAAUAUCAUUCGCUUCUGUGGCAAAGGCUCUUCCAAAAACCACAGCAUGGGCUUUAAUGAACAACUAAGAUAACAGCCAUCUUCUUCAGCAAUUCAAAAAUGUUGCUAAGAUGGCAACCGCUAAAGAAACGCUCUAAAGCUGUAUCCUAUGCACAAUUACAAGGAUGCAAGGUACAUGGAACUAAAGGAUUAUCACUUCUGAGUAAAUAUGCAUAGAAUCAGGCGGCAUAUACUGAAAGUAGAAUUCAUUUCAGUUCAAGGUGCAAGUAGGAUCUUGAGUGCUCUUCCAGUGCUCUUCAAUGCUUCCACUGUUCUUAAGUGGAAAUAAAUGCACAGAUUGCUAUAUACACCAUGGGGCAGGCAGGGUGUUUUUUGUUUUGAUACCCCAUUUGCUAUACCUUGUAUCUGUGAUCAACCUCCAUUAAUGGGACUUGGGGCCUUCAUUUUAUUAAUCAAAGUCAACAAGUUAGAAUUCAAAUUUGCAUAGCCAACUGUUUAUUCGGUAAAGCUGUCAUCAGUUGGGAAUGGCUUCCAAAUAGCUCGCACGCUGUUCCUGGUCUUUAGGAAUAGAGUGGCCAUGUUAUUUGCAGGGCGGCUGGGGGGAGGGAUCAUUCCCCAAUACACCCCUCUUGUGGUGCAGCUAGCCUCUCCAAACAUCUGCCAUCUUAAAGGUUAAAUAAAGGUAAAGGUAAAGGUAAAGGUACCCCUGCCCGUACGGGCCAGUCGUGUCCGACUCUAGGGUUGUGCGCCCAUCUCACUUAAGAGGCCGGGGGCCAGCGCUGUCCGGAGACACUUCCGGGUCACGUGGCCAGCGUGACGAAGCUGCUCUGGCGAGCCAGCACCAGCGCAGCACACGGAAACGCCGUUUACCUUCCCGCUAUAAAGCGGUACUAUUUAUCUACUUGCACUUAAGGGUGCUUUCGAACUGCUAGGUGGGCAGAAGCUGGGACUGAAAGACGGGAGCUCACCCCGCCACGGGGAUUCGAACCGCCGACCAUGCAAUCGGCAAGUCCUAGGCGCUGAGGUUUUACCCACAGCGCCACCCGCGUCCCUAAAUUAAGGUACCACCAGUUAAUAAACUACUGUCUCUAAACAUAGCUGAAGAGGCAGGUGUGUGUAGUAAAUUGUGAGAAACAAAUCUUUGUAUCUUCAAUUUAUUCUUCCAAGACUCAGAUUUUCAAAGAAAAAGAAAAUGCUGCUAGCCAGGAAGGACAGAUGGAAAAAGAAAGACAUGAAAGAGGGAAGACACACAAUAUGCAAGCAGAUGGUGCCUUCGCCUCUGCAGAUUGUCCUGCAAGUCUUCCUGUUGUGGAAGGAGGAAUUUUUGGGUUGUCUUUGCUUUUGUUUUUAUUAUGCAUUUUUAUAUAUUUGUGUUUUCAUAUUGUAACUUUAUGUCGUGAACUGCCCUGCGGUAAACAAAUUUAAUAAAAAAAUAAUAACAGAAUAAUAAUGAUGAAGGCAUUUCAGAGUCAAAACGCACAGCUGAGUAAGAAUGGGUUUAGUUGUAAUUUGAGAACAUGUCAUACUAUAAGAGAGAUACAGCAAUGAUACCUUUUUAUUAGCUGUUUCAAAACAGGAAGAGGACCACUGAAAAACAACCUGAGGUGUUAAGAGCAGGGAUUGGCUACUCUGCCCAGGAAGAGAAUGGCAUUGAUGUCAACUUCCCGUAUGAGCACCAAGAAAGGUCUGUUAGCAUUGAAGACAAGUUUGUUCAAAGGAAAUGAACGGCCUGUGAUCAUGACUGCUGUGGAAGCAGCUGCCUCGCUGCCUUCUUCAUUCACCUGCCAAUCAAAGAUGCACAGAAUUUAGGCCACACGUUUUCAAGAGCAAUUGCACUGGAGACCAAUAGAAAUAAGGGCUUUCUUCUUCCAUAAUGCCCUAUACCUUGAGAACAUAACUAGGGUUGCAUGUUUCAUUUACUAACUGGUUAGAUUAAUCAACUAAAUAGGUGCCCCCCUGAUUACUUGGGAAGCAGAUUUUGAAAUAUAUACAUAUGCUGCUCAAAAGUAUAGUGGCAGACUCUCCAAGUGUCCUGUUUCCCAGGGAUGUCCCUGAUUUAGAGAAGCCGUCCCAGUUUCUGAUUUGAUCCUGGAAUGUCCCACUUUUCCUUAGACUGUCCCUAUUUCCACUGGAGAAAUGCUGGAGGAUAUGGAGUUAUCUGACCCGAGCCAUCUGAAUGCAAUUCUGUAUAGGGAAGUUUUUAAAUGUUUUAUUAUAUUUUUAUAUACGUUGGAGCAAUGGGAUGUCCCUAUUUUCAUCGGACAAAUGUUGGAAGGUAUAUAGUGGGCAAUCACCAUUUUGAGGCAUCCGCCCUUUUCUCUUACAAUGGUGGAAAUGUCUCUCCUAAACAACCUGUUACAACAUAAAUGCCUUUGAGAUAGCCCCUGUGUGUGAGUGCUGGAGCUGCCUGAAAGGUGGUUGAAAGCGGCAAUGAGAACAGCACCAGCUUACCUCUAGAGAGGCUUUGUGGAAUGCUUCAGAUACAAAAACAUCCCUCCGGGCACCUGAAAUUAUCCCUGAAAAAGACAAGAAUUACAGUAAAAUUACAGUAUAAAUUGGGGGAGUGCAAGCUGCCUAUUGGGGAGUUUAUGAUGUGGCUAUUAGGCAUUGAGUCUGUGGAGAAAUGACCAGCAAAUGGUGAGAGAGAGAGAGAGAGAGAGUGUGUGUGUGUGCGCGCGCACCAGCCACAUCAUGUGAUCAAUUCUGCGGAGUGGGGCUUACCUGCCCCCCCUCAAAUAUUUUAUUCAAGUUGGCACCCCUGUGAUGGAAUAUAUACACUUAUGGCACUGCUUCUCAUUGCAUGAGAAGCUGUAGAGAGGAUGCAAAAGGUGGGAGCCAUGUGUUUGUGUGUGUGUGUGUGUGUGUGUGUGUGAGAGAGAGAGAGAGAGAGAGAGAGAGAGAGAGAGAGGGGAAGGAAGGAAGGAAGCUGCAGCAGCUGCAUCACAAACCUGGCUAAAAUUGAUUGCAGAAGAGAAGGAAUGCACUAGAAGGCCUAGAGCAGGCUGUAGCUAGAAUGCCCUCCAGCAUAUGGUGAUGGACUUCUAUCCCCCAAUUCAAAGUGGCACAAGAUGGAUCUCUGAACUGGACCUUAGAGAUUGUAUGCAUGUUGACGGUCUGAACUGAUGGAUCAUAUAAACCAGGUGUGGGGAAUCUCUGGCCUCCAGAAGUUGCUGACCUACAACUUGCCAUCACAUCUGACUAUUGCUAAUGCUGGCUGAGGCUGAUGGGAGUUGUAGUUCAGCAAAAUCUGGGGGGCCAAAGACACCCCCCAACACCUGAUAUAAUCAGGAGUUUCAGGGCAAGACUUUCAUUUUAUCCACCAGAUGCUCAAAUACACCUGGGGACGGUGGGCUUUCAAAACCAGGGCAAAAAUAUAAUUGUAAAGAAGUUUGUUUAGUUUUAUAAUUAGGGUUGUUUUUACCAUGUGCUUAUUAUUUACUUUUUGGUAUACAUUCUUAGAAAAUCUGGAGAGGCUACUUUUAUUUUGUCUCUCAUGGUAAUGAGACCAAGGCUAUUCCUAAUAAAUUGUGUGUGUGGCCUGGGGCAGGGAGGUAGCAUAUAAGCAAAGUUUUGCAUAUGAUUGUUAAAACUGGAUAUAUUAUUUUGAAGUCAAUCUUUACUAUUUGAAGGUUUUGGAUCUUUCAUGACAGCAUCAGUGUGGCAACAAGAGAAGUGGUGCCGGUAAAUAAAGGGGCAGAGAACAUAUAGUACGUGACUACAGAUCUUAGAGUGACAAGCAGAACGUAGAAGCUCCAUGAACUUCCUGAGACCAAACACAGGUAUGCCAACAUAUAGAAUCAUAGAAUUGUAGAGUUGGAAGGGACCCCAAGGGUCAUCUAGUCCAACCCCCUGCAAUGCAGGAAUCUCAACUAAAGCAUCCAUGACAGAUGCCCAUCCAAUCUCUGCUUAAAAACCUCCAAGGAAGGAUGUUUUUACAAUAAGGAGGUCUAGAAAGUUGUUAUGCUUUGAAAUAAAAUAUGAGAAUCUUAGGAAUCCAAGUUGUUAACCUCCAGGAUCUUUGAAACGGAAUGCCCCCCCCCUUUAUUUUUUAACAUUUUUUGCCAGGUGUGAGUUUCUAUGCAUAAAAUGUUAUGCUGAGGGUGGUUACUUGGAAGGGCAGAGGGGCAUCCUAUCCUCUUUCCAAGCACAGGAGCCCUUCAAGACUCACCUGGCAGAUUGGCAUCUUCUGGUCUGAAAAGAUCCUUCAGACCCAUCUGCUUUAGCUUCUCCUUCAGGCUGAAGCUGUCCUCCAGACGGAGCGGGGCAGAUGCACUGAGAUGGAGACCUCUCUCAGGACAUUCAGCCAGCCUUCCAGCUUCUCGGCUGUCAGCCCCUGUUCCACGUCUGCCAGGGGGGUCUGUGCAAAGGGCAGGAUGAGCACCAUGGUGAUGUCAUCUCCUUUGUAGGGCAGCUCCAAGACCUGCACUUUGGAGCUUGCAAUAGAGGCGUGCUUGAAUGUCGCUUCCUGAUACAUGGUAGGCACAGGGCAAGGCUCAGAACCAGUUCUGUAAAAGGUCUCCACCUUUGUAUUUUCGAGCUCGAACUUUGAUUUCCAGUGGCCCUGGGUUAAUGCAUUAAAAUAAAGCGAACAAUCAGUCAGAAGCCAGGGAUCUGGACUACCCAGCAGGUUUACUCCCUACGAGGAAAUUAUUAAUCUGGAAUAAUUACCACACAUGGCUCUGCAUCACUGAAAUGGAUUGGGAUCUACACAAAAGCAUCUGAAGAUUUGGGGGGGAACCCCAUCUUUGUUAAGACAGGUUCAGAAGUAACUAUUUCGUGUUCAGAUGUCUUGAGCGAGUGCCCACUGAGAGGGAUCAUGACAGAAACAGGCUUCAGGUACACAAACUGAUGAUCUCACUUCCAUUCCCACUGAUGUUUACAAUUAUGCCUUUUAAGGUUGGGCAGGCAAUCAGACAAUGCUCCCUCACAACUGGCUCCUCAUCCACUCUGCAGACUAGCUAUAUUCCUGCCAUCGGCCUCUCAGUCAAUUUUGUGAAGCCAGCAUCAUCAUGGGGCAUGGCUGCCACACGCACUGCCGUCAGGAACAUAGCUAGGCUUGGUUUCAGAAAAUAAUUUUCUCCUUCCAUCAACAGCCCCUCUUCCCUCUGUGAGUGGGUUUUAAACCAUCAGUUCAGGCAUGUCACUCUUGUGACUUUUCCAUACCUUAAAGUAAAUAGUGUUGACUAGUACCAAAACGGUGAGGGCAUCAAUGCCUCCUUCCGGGAUCACAUUCUUGAUGAGCUUCUCUGUUUUAUUUGCCACCCAAUCAUUAAUGAGUGCCCUAGAUAAUUCUGGCUUCUCCUGAAACGUGGGACAUAGAAAAGGCUCUAUGAAAUCUCACAUUCUACCAGACAACAUAUUCAGAUGUUUAAUUAUUUAAUUUGGUUCAAAGCUAAUAGAAUUUCUCAACCACAGUCCCUCAGUACUAUUGUUCAACACCUACAGUAAAGGACAUAAUACUUUUCAAUAAAGAACUGGAGACAAGACCAUCAGCCUAUUUGGAAAAAACAUGUGGUUGGUCAUGUGUCCAAAGUCAUGGUUACCAACCAGCCAAAACUAUACAGGUCAGUAAAAAUUGGCCUCUUGGCCAGUUGACAGAAUUGGAGGAUUAAAAAACCAAGAAAAAUGCAGUAUGGGCAUAAGUAGCACUCACAUGUGCACUAAGGGAAGCGGCUGUGUUUAUAAGUGAAUGGCACAUGCAUGCCACUGUAAAUGAAUGCACCUUGCAGGGCAACUGUGCUCAAAUCACAGCAGUUUCUGACUGUGAAAGAGAAUUUCCUUGGUAGUAGUUUGCAGUUCUGGAACUUCAAGGGAAAUUCAAUGGACCCCAUUUGUCUUGACCUUCUGUAAAAAGAAUAGGACCUGUAUAUGGGUGGGGAGGUAAUAUGGCUAAGCCAACACCAAUGAAAUAACAGAGUAACACCAUAGGGGAGGGGUGGAAGCAUAUUUUGUAGCAUACGCUGUCUUAAAUGCAGCUUAUUGAUGACUUGUGACAAUGUCUGGUUGACAUGGAAACUGCUUCAGGGGUGGGGUUACAGUCAAGUGGUAUGUAAAUUUUAUGAAACAAAUGCAUUUUCUGAAAUAAACAGAAAAAAUCCAGAGAACGACUCUAAGCCAAAGCCCCGAAAGUAAAAACCAUAGGUGUGAAAAUCUUAAUUCACACCGAACAGUUCUCCAUAACGUUUUUAUUCCAUUUUUUCCAUCAUAACAAUUCAUUAAGAAAAAGGCAACCCUAUAACUUGUCCAUAACAGCAGCCAAAUCCAGAAGUAAAUUAGCACAGAAUUAGAAAAUAUUACCACUGAACAAAUCAAGUAAAGUUGCAAAGUGCUGGGAGGCGCAGGGCAGCCCAGUAGGAAAGGGCAGCCCAGUAGAAAAUAAUUGUAUACAGCUGAAAACACUGGCAGCAUUAAGAUAAAUUCAACAGAGUAAAUAAUUUUUGAUGGAUGUAAAAGUGAAAAACUAAUUUGAAUGGUUAUAGUAAAAUAUGCAGGAAUGUAUGAUAUGUAAAAUGAACCAUAGAAAGAGAAGAAGGGAAGUCAUUGGAUAUUUUAAAGUUUAUAAAAUGUUUAUUUGAAAUUGUAAAACAGAACACUUUAUAAAACUUUAUAAAAAAAUAUUAUAUAAAAAAGAAUAAAGGGGAAUCAGAUAAGGAAUCCUGCACUAAAAGUAAAAAGUGUGCUGAGUAGACUCAUAAAGCAAAGAAAUGAUGAACACUACAUUUUAUUGAGUUUCUGUUUGUAUAGCACUAUCCAUGAAUAUGACACUUUACAAGAAAUGAGCAGAACUGCAUUCUAGAAAAUUACAGAAGAAGACAGCUAUAAAAUAGGAAUAAAAUGGAGAUGGAAUAAACAAUGGAAGAAAUGAAUGCCAUUAUUGCAGCUGCAUCUACUUAUGCGUAAAAUAUAUUAAUAUAAAUCUGGAUUCAGCUGGCAAACCUCAUCAGCGGGAGUCCUGUGGAAGAACUUCUGUUUGUAGUUUUGCAACCAUAGGUAGAAGACAGAAUGUUGGUGUUACACAUCCCCUCCAACACAUUAGUGACAGAGUGUUGUUUAUGUAAUGCAUUUUCCCCAGAGUCAAAUGCCAGUGGUAUACUAACACAGACUCCUGUUGGUUAGUUAUUCCACAUAUCAUUCCACCUUUCUUGUGGAAUUACAGUCCCAAGGCCCCCUUCCCAUGAUGCCUUCACAUUGUUAGAGGUUUUCCAAAUAGUGUGGUAAUGUUGCUUGUUGUUGUUGUUGUUGUUCGUUGUUGUUAUACCCCUCCCAACUGACUGGGUUGCCCCAGCUACUCUGGGCUGCUUCCAACAAAUAUAAAAGCAUAAUAAAACAAAAAAACAUUAAAACUUCCCUAUACAGGGCUGCCUUCAGAUGUCUUCUAAAAAUUGUGUGGUUCUUUAUCUUUUUUAACAUCUGAUGAGAGGGCAUCCACAGGGAUGGCACCACUACCAAGAAGGCCCUCUGCCUGGUUCCCUUUAACUUCACUGCUCACAAUGAGGGUACCACCAGAAGGCCCUCAAAGCUAGACCUCAAUGUCCAGGCUGAACAAUGGGAGCAGAGACGCUCCUUCAGGUAUACAGAGCUGAAGCCAUUAAGGCAGUGAUGGCCAAACUUGGCCCUCCAGCUGUUUUGGGACUACAGUUCCCGUCAUCCCUGACCACUGGUCCUGUUAGCUAGGGAUGAUGGGAGUUGUAGUCCCAAAACAGGUGGAGGGCCAAGUUUGGCCAUCACUGUGUUAAAGGCUUUAAAGGUCAACACCAACACCAUCGAAUUGUGCUUAGAAAUGUAUUGGGAGCCAAUGUAGGUCUUUUAGGACCAGUGUUAUAUAGUCCUGGCGGCCGCUCCUAGUCAGCAGUCUGGCAGCUACAUUCAGAAUUAAUUGUAGUUUCCAAGUCACCUUCAAAGGUAGCCCCAUGUAGAGUGUGUUGCUGCAGUCCAAGGGGGACUUAGGCCUUGUUCAUAUAGAUCCAUCAUUCUGUACAGCUCUUUUGACUUCCAGCCUGAAUUUGCUUAUUUUUCUGCUCAUGAACAAAAUGUAGAUGGUCUAAGAAUGGGAACAACUUAUCUCUUCCAUAACCCCAUUGUUGCCUUCGAUAAAAAGAUUUGUUAUCUCUGCAAAUAACGAGGGUUUGAGAGAUAGGAAAGGAACAAAUGAUAUACAUUUAUUUUUUAAAUCUGUUGAUUUUAUCUAUAUAUUGAUUGUUCUUAUAGCUGUUCUUAUAGCUAUUUUUAAUUAACGCUUUAUACUGUUUUGUGUAAACCACCUAAAUAUUUUAACUAAGCAGUGCAUAUCAAUCUCAUUAAGUAUUUUGGCCCUGAGAGGGAAUUUGAACAUGGGUUUUCCUAGUUUUAAGCCCCACACUGUAGCCCCCACACCACACAAGCACUCUUGUUAUCUUUAGGUCCAGAGAAACUUUAGAUCCAAAGAAACUUACAGCCAUCUCUUCAGAAGAGAAAAAUGACCCUCUUCCCACAUACAAACUAGCUCAUUAUCUUUACUGCUUGUCUGUAAUAUUUCUCUCUAGGUGGAGGAGUCUGCUAUAGUUGGAGUGAGUGGCUAUGUUGAAUAUCUCCGUGAACAGGAAGUAUCUGAGAGGUGGUUUCGCUACAACCCACGUCUCACUUGCAUCUAUUGUGCCAAAUCCUUCAAUCAGAAGGGUAGCCUGGACCGGCACAUGCGGCUCCACAUGGGCAUCACACCCUUUGUUUGCCGUAUGUGCGGCAAAAAGUAUACUCGCAAGGAUCAGUUGGAGUACCAUAUCCGCAAACACACAGGAAACAAACCCUUUCACUGCCAUGUCUGCGGGAAGAGUUUCCCCUUCCAGGCCAUCCUCAACCAGCACUUUCGUAAGAAUCAUCCUGGCUGCAUGCCUCUGGAGGGGCCGCACAGCAUCUCCCCAGAGACCACAGUUACGUCAAGAGGGCAGGCGGAGGAGGAAUCGCCUCUUCGGGAAGAAGCCAAUAUGGCGGGGGAGACAGCCCAGGGAUCUGUGUCCACCACUGGGCCAGACUGAAGAGGAAUGCAAAAUGGGUGAGAGGGAUCCUCUCAGUCCGUGAGCAAAUCCCCUUGAGACGGUGAGCUUGAGUUCUCAUUUGUGCAAUGUCGCCGCUGGACAAAGAAGCUCCCAAGAUGUUGCCAAAAUAGAAAUGAUAUGAAAACAAAGUGCUAAAAGCUCACCUCCUUUUCCUCAUCUCCUUUUGAGGGGACGAGACAAAAACUGGGUCAACUAACCUCCGAUUCAGGGAUUGACAGCUUUUUUUUGGAUGGGGAGAAGCUUUUUUUAAAAAAAAUAUCCAGUAGUGAUCAAGGAAUGACAGCUUUUUCAUUUUCUUGGCAUCAGACCCUGUGGUCCUGUGGGCUGUAGAGGUCUAGCUGUGAUGAGUGCAGAGCACCAGUAUCUCUAUUCAUCACAGUAGUUGUGCCACUGAAGAAGUAAUGGGGACAAAAAUUAGUUCUCCCUCUCUCUUUCCCCCUCCCCCUCACAAAAUAAUCUUCCAGGUAAUUAUUUUUGAGAAGAAUGGUUGUCCUGGUAGAACCUAACUUGUCUGAGUGUAUUUUAUCUCAUUUUAUUUUGGCGUGUCUUUUUAAAAUUGACCCAUUACUUAAGGGCUUUCUGUUUUGUGUCUUGGCUUGCCCAUUCUAGGUGUGUGGUCUUGCCUGUUUGUGAUGAGGCAAGUCUCUUUUGAUCAGUAUUUUAGAGGUGACACAAUAUUUAAUUAAGUAAGCUACCGAAAAAGACGGUAGUAGCUGUGAAGCUCUGCCAUGUUUGGUGGGAGAUAUUUUCAGUUGUGAAAUGUGGAUAAUGCAGAACACUUUGCAAUUCUUGCUCAAUUUCUGGGCUCUGCAAAGACUGAAAAGGUAGGAUGAGGUUUCCUGUCAUGAAUAAUUGUUUAAAUAGCGGCUUUGCCUCAAAGGUCAUCUUUUGCCUCCCUUCUAAUAUAACAGCAAUAUUUGUAUAUCAAAAUAAUCAAAUUCCAUUGGAGGGGAUUAUGGGUUGACUGUCUAAGAAUGGUUCUCUAUUUGGUAUUUUUAUAUUAAAAAUGCAAAAAAAUAUGCAUUAGUAAUAAUUCAGAAAGCUCACUUUCCAGUUUUCUACAAGCAGUGAUAGCUCUUCCUUGAGCCUUUGUAGUAUUUUUCACAUGAGUUUACUGGGAAGAUAACAGUGCCGCUGCCAAACCCAGCAAAUAUGCACUUGCCUCAUGUUUCCUAAUAUAUUGCUUGUUAGUGUAAGGAUGCAGGCAUGGGAGGGCAAAUCUCUUGAACUUUUGUUUGAGACUUGCAAAAUAAGCAGCAGUUCAAGCUCUGCUUUAGGGUUGCGUUGUAUUGAUGUACAAAAAAAAAGCUGGUAUCAUGCCAAGCAGAUGAUGUGGAUCUCAAGAAAAUAGCUGAUAAGAUGAAAAAGCAAGCUAAUUGGGGAAGGUAUCAAAAUGGGGAGGGGAGAAAUCAUGCUAUCAUAAUGGGAAGGGAGAGAUGGCCUUGUGGUAAACAAGCUUGUGCUUUGUACUAAUAAUUGGCCUUCUUGUAAAAAUGAGGAUAUUUUCUUAAUUCAUGUUUUGGUUGAAAGAAUGAAUGAAAGCAGAAAACUUGUUUAACCCCCCCCCCUUUUCAUUGUUUGGUGUUAACUGAGAAAUUCCUUCUAUUCCCCACCUCACAGCACCAAGGGUGCACUUCUCUGUAAGGUGGGGAGUAGAAUGAAUUUCUCUUUGUGGUCAGAAGACAGGAAACCACCAAUAAAGGUCAACUCAUAAAAGCUUUAAAGAGUUGGAUGAGACCCUCCCAAACUCACACACAUACACUCUCUCAUUUGGACUGAAGCAGGGAGGGUAAUAGAGAGAUACAAAUAUAUAUGCUGCUUUAGUUAUAGCUUUCAAAUUUACCAAAAAGAGUAAAAUUACACUCAAGAGCAUUGGAAAAUAUUUCUAGUUACUUAUACAAAGAUUUUAAGCAUUUAAAAAUAGAACUUUAAAAAUAUUACCAAACUGUAAGGCAUACAUUUAUUUAUCUACACAUAUGUUAUAUAUAGUUAUAAUGGGGAAGUUUAUCUGCUGAGCUGGUGAUGGUGUAGGUGAUGGCUAUACAGAAGAAUUUUUUCAAAAGCAGAAUUGCAGCAAAAUCCAUCCAAGUUUAGGUGGCAAAGAGUUGAAGUGGAAUAUUGAAUGUGGUAUUCAUGGAGCUGUGAGUUUCUUGAACAAGUUGUAACUGUACUGAUACUGUGAACUGAGGAGCAGCCAAGAAAUCCGGGUUCAUCAUGCAACAAUUCUCUGCUUGCUGGUAAGACUCCUCUCUAUUUAGCCUGGCCAGAGUCAAUAAGCACUUCUUACAUUUUAGCCUAGGCUUAGUUGUAGAAGAAAAAUAAAGCUUGUGAAAGGUGUUUUUUUAACUUGCCACUGUAGAAAUUAAUCAUUUCUAAUUGCAUGCGAAGGAGCCAAUAUUCUUGCCCAGAUCUCACUGAAGGGAGGUUUACUGCUUGUAGCUAUAGUUCUUGACCUCAUUUAGAUGUAACACUACAUCUUCAUUUGGUAUUAUGAGUUAAAGUCUGCAUAAGCCUUGAGUUCCCACAUUCUCUCCCACCCAUCUUUUGAUGCAGCCACAAUGAGUUCACAAGUUGUUCUGUUUCAGAUUAGCUUGGAAGUUGACCUGUUGUCUGAACACAAACUGAUGAAUCUUAACUAUGAUUUGUUCAUACAGGCUGACUUCAAACCAUAGUCCAUGACAUUGUAUUGCUUCAGUGAACUAUGGUUAAGAUUAAUCACAAUUUAAACUUUAGAUGCUAUGAAAAAGGUCAGGUUAUCUAAAACUGAACCUUCUAGUUUUCUUUUAGCUGCAUUGAAGGAGGAGAGGGAGAAGGAAGUAUGGGAGCGCAAGACUUUCUGUAUUUCAUUCUUGUAACGCUAGACCACAAUUUAGCAUUAUGUCCAAACAGCAACUGUAAGGAAUAGAACCAGGGAUCAUAAUUUUGUGUGUGCAUAUGUGUACAAAGGACUUGGGGGAUCUAGACCUGUUUGGCUUUCAGAUACUCUCUUAGCAAAAUUUAAUCGUUGCCAAAAAAUCCUGAGAUUUUUGUUAUUCAAAGAGCAAGUUUCUAGCCCUGAUUCUAAAAGAGAGAGAUUCCUGUUUGUGGUUUCCAUUAAUAAUGUUGGAGCUAGAGGAAGGAGCAGUUCUUCCAGUAUUCUAGAGGAUCUUGAUAGUACACUUUUAUCUGUGUGUCACCUUCUUUUUCUUGAUGUGUGGCAGAAUAAAUGAGAAUGAAAAGAAACAGAAAUCCUGCAGGAAAAAAUGCAUUUAAAUUGUACAUCCAAAUAAAACAUACACAUUACUUGAAUGUAUUCAAGCAGCUGUGAUUUGCAUUAUUCCAGUCAGGCCUGACAAAAGUACAUGCCCUCCUUGAGCAGCUGCCAAGCCCUAGCAGGGCCCAAUCCGAGGUGUGCUUUGGAACCCAGCCACCCUUUAAAAGAGUGGCUGAGUCUGGGAGCUGCCAUGUAAAUUUCUCACAGGGCCCUAAUGUAGAGUUGCUCUGGGGCAUUGUGUCAUCUGGUACUGAUCCAGACCUACAGCUGCCACCGUGGCCAGGUAAGGGAAGGUCCCACUGGAAAGCAUCUUUACUAAGAGUUCCCUCAAGCAUGGAGCUGGCCUCGAUUCGUUACUGAGUAUAAAAAUGGCAGGUGCUUUAAUCAGCCUUGUUGUCCGAGGUUCAGAACCUGAGAUGGAAGGGCAGGUGGCUGGCAGACCAGAGGACAGAGCCAAUUGGUGACUAAAGAGGAUGGUUCCCAGCCAGUUAGGAUAAGAAUUUGGCUUUGCUUGGUGGCUCAGGGUAGAGUCUGCUGGAUAUGAGGGUGGUCAGAGCAAAUAACAAAAUCUCUUCAAGCCAUACAGAAAAUAGCCUGCCCACUUCCUUGUCUCUACCCUGCAACUUUAUCCUUUCCCCUGGAUACCCUGAAUUCAGAACCUGAGACCUGAGUCAGUUCUUUUUUUCCUGAAGUUGGUUCUUUUUCUUUCUAGACUGCAAAUGACCAAGGGUUGUAGCCAGUGUUAGACCUACUCAGACUAGACCCAUUGAAAUUAAAAGACAUGAGUAACUUAGGCCCAUUAUUUUAUGUUGGUUUACUCUGAGUAAAACUUAGUUGGAUACAGCCCUAACACAUGUAUGUGUGGGCUGGUGGGUGCAUAACACAUUUUGUGGGCUCAUUUGCAAGGCUGGUUUUGUUGCCCAAACACAUCUUCAUGCUUUGUGUAGCAAUAUUCAUUCCUGUGUGUUACUAGUGAUUUUCAAAAGAAAGUAGCAAAUGUCAGUGGUAGGCUUACGUAUAACUGAAAGAAAACCAUGUGCCAAUACUAACCCUUUAACAACCUUUUCUACUGCAGAACAAUUGCUUCUACAGCACAAGAGUUACCAAGCUCACUACUAUAACCUCAGCCUUGACUCUGCUAAUGACCUAUGCCAUCAGUAGCAUUAGCCUAGUCAGGCACAGUGCCCUUAGGAAGACUAAGGGAUGACUAUACUGUGAUCUCAGCCACAGGGAAGGCAAAUGUAGGCUUUGUUUGGAUUAUAAAAUGCAGAUGAGCUGGCAAUCUGCUUUUCUGUUUGGUGCAGCUACAUGUUUUUACCCUUGCGAAACAGAUUUCAACUGUGAUUCAAAGGAGAAGUGAAGUGAAACCCUUUCAUAUCUUCAUACCUCAUUAAUUAAUGGCCCACAUCCAGGUAGAAUUUAGUUAUAGUGAAUAAUGUGUCUCAUUCUUUUCCAUGGGACUUAGUAAAAACUAAUAUUACCUGGAUUCGGCCAGUUUCCCCCACUUCUGUUCCAGAAAAGGCCAAGAAAACUUGAUUGCUUGCCUUGGCAAUUGUCUCUAGAGGGGAAAGAUCAAUUUCAUAGCUCUGUGCUUGCAAAACAGUAAAAAUAAAGUAAUAAUAAACUUCAGAAUGUGAAACAUUGCAGUUAUCUCCCUGAGCGUGCUGCUAUGUCUUUGUCUUGCCAAAAGCAAUAGAGUGACUUUGAUGUAAUUCUGAACCAUAUCACUGCUGAAAUGGGAAACAAAUAUGUGUAUAGUUGAGAACAAUGAUAUGAAAUGUAGAUUAUAAUUCUAUGUCCUUACCUUUGAGUAAGCAUCACUGAACUUAGUUGAGGUUGCUGAUUAAGCGUAUAUGGGAUUGGAUUGCGAUGGUGGUCUCCGGCAUUCCAGUUCUUCUAGCUCAAAAGAUUUCCACUUGCAGAGCUGAACUUUCCCUUCCUCUCUUCUCCCCUGCAGCCCCCCAUGCUCUCUCAAAAUCAGCUCUGGGGGCGGGCACAGUGGGAGGAGAGGAAGGGAACAUCCCAUUGUGCAAGAGGGGUCUGCUUGCUGAGCAUUGGAUACAACCCUGAGUUUGAUCAGAUGAGACAAACUGAAAUAACUGGCACUUUCCCAGCAGUCAGAAUUUUCCUGCAAUUUCUAGUGGAAAUACGUGCCCAUUUUCGUUUUUUAAAGCACCUUUGGAUUGUGUACUUUACUACUUUGGAGUGUCAGAUGCAUUUUUCACAGCAUACCUUAGAGGUGACGGUGGGUUUAUACUUCAGUGCCUCUCUGUGUGUUGUCAUAAAGUGGCUUGAAGAUUUAUUGUAAAAAUGGUCUUAAUCCAGAUUAAUCCCCCCUUUGUGUGCACACAUCCUUAAAACAGCAAGUAUAUACAGGGCGAUGCCUGUUAAAUAUGAAUUUUAAAAUAUUCCAAGUUACCCCACAGAAACAAAGGUGGUUAGGAUCAAUUAUAUCUUUCUGUGGCAGUUACAGACCAUUCGGGAUAUUAGUCCAGUGUUCGAUGCUUCAAGCUUCAAGUUAUUACCAUGAAAUGGAAACAUGGUAAAAUAAAUUUCUCAUGAAGGUGGAGCAAUUGUGUAAAUUCUACUUUUAAAUAAAUGCUAGAGUUUGUUAAAAGAGAGGUAGGGAUUGUGUAGAACAGUUGUGCAAUUUGCUGCUUGCUUGUUCACUGACGGCAACUAGCAAUUGUUGGUGAACAGAUGUAGAGUCAGUUAACUGAGUGGACGGAGUCAAUCACUGCGCCAGGCUGCUCUGCCUUUCUUGGCUGUUCAAAGUCAUGUCCGGCAGAGUGAAUGGCUGUUUGCAGCAGUCUCUAACCUGGGGAUUAAAGCACCAGGCUGUGUUGGCUCUCCAUGGAGCUGGUUUACUCUGCACUCUGUUUCUGGGUUGGAAAUGGCAACGGAGCCCCACUGACUAUACAUGGGGGCAAAACGGAGCUUUGCUGAUGUGUGUUAGAAAUACGGAACACAUCUGUUGGCUUUGCGUGUGACUUUCAAUCUCUCUCCUUAAUAAGCUGGUAGCCAGCCAGGUGUAUUCCAGGUAUUGUUGGACUGCAGUUCCCAUGGUCCCUGAUAACUGGCUAGGCUGACUGGGGCUGAUGGAGACCAGUAUUGUGGGCCACAUCUCUUUCCUAGGCAAUAACCCUGCCCACAGCUGGGCUGCAUUUCUAAGUUACCUCUUUUGGCUUUAAGCAGGCAAGUAGCACUAUGGAGCAGAAAAUGAAAUAAAAAGCCAGCCAGCAGAACUGUCUCUAUUUAUAGCAAGAUGCCCUGGUUGUUGCUAUGUUCUUCCUGAGGAAUGAGGGGUGCUUAGGCCAGCUUUCAACAUGAGCAGGGGUAACUUUAUUCCUUUGAUAUUGGAAAAUGCUAUCUAAAACAGUUGGGAACCCUUCUUUCUUUGCAUAUGGAACUUUCCGGGGAACGGAGCUGCCUUUUCUGGCGCAGAGCUCAGUGUGCAUACCAAAAACCCUGUGUGAGCCUUAAGAAUGGCAGGAAAAGAGCAAAAGUAUUGACAAGUGUGUGGGUUUUUCAAUAACACAGACUUCUUUGUCAAAUAGGAACUUGUAGUAUGCACACAUUUUAAAGAUAAUUAUUGCCAAGAAUUUUAAGUUUUUAAACAUUAUUUUUCUUGUUAGUGGGAUUUUUUUUUAUGUGCAGAUUCUCUGUUUCAGUAUAACACCAAUGGAACUGCUAUGCCCAGUUAAAAACAGCAACAACCCAGAAUCUGCCAGAUUCAAACAGGUUCUAUGUUCUGGCCAAGCAAAACUUCCUCUUUUAAAAAAAAAUACUGUCCGUGAUUUGGCACAAGAUUGUACCAGAUUGUACCAGCUAUGCAUGUUGAACAAAAUUUAGCUGUUUGAUUCAAUUAAAGAAACAAACCAAGUUAGUUUAAGUGGAAUUUAAAAGCUUUGGGGUCAUAGCUGGGAAGGAUAGAAAGACCCGAAGUUUGACUGGGAACCAUUAAUAGGGAACCAUUAAUCUUCCAGAUUGGUAUGUGACUUGGUAGACUGUGGAUUCUUUUAUUGAAAAAAUGGCUGGAACCAGUUGCUUUAAUAUUCCUGGGUUAAAAUCUAGUCUAUUUGAAAAUUGUUUCUUAUAUUACAUAUUGUGGCUACAGCAUAACUCCCGGGAGAUAAUGUCAUAUCUACAUAGUUGAAUCAGUGUUACGCAGUUCAGGGACCUGCUAUGGAUCAGAUAUCUGAAUCAUGAGUCUGUUAGAGGAAAAUCAGUAAUAUAGUUGGGACUAGUUGGUAUGUUUGCACUUGAGAAAAUG